This is a messenger RNA of Solanum dulcamara, 915 nucleotides long. RefSeq lists its product as uncharacterized. The record is from RefSeq and is a predicted model, not a curated record. Lineage: Eukaryota; Viridiplantae; Streptophyta; Magnoliopsida; Solanales; Solanaceae. The transcript has 4 exons. Bases 70 to 723 code for a protein of 217 amino acids.
AGCCAAAUAAAAUCUGGAUUAAAGGCGAAUUAAGCAAACUGUCGUCGGGCAGGGAAUCAACGAGUGGAAAUGGCCAGUGCUGCUACUGCUCAUCCAUUCCCUACUAGCUUCCGGCUUUCUCCUCGCACCACUGCACACUUGGCUUAUUUCCUAUCAUCACUACAACUUCAGGCUAAAAGGAGCUAUUUCAAUCAGCUCAAGGCUUGUCCUUUAUCGCCUUUCUCAAUUAAGUGUUCAUCCUCGAGUCACGGAUCUACCGUUGAUGAUAACUUUUUCCAACAAAACAAAGAAUUAGAUAGCCAAGAGAGCAAAGGGUUUUGGAAGAAAUGGAAGGAGAACUCAGCGGAAAUGAGUGCGAAGCUAGCAAAGCUGGGGCUUGCGGCAGUUCUCGCUUAUGGUAUUAUUGAUGGUGUCACAUAUACUAGUUUCUUCGUACUUGCAUUCUUGGGCUAUGAGAAGACUACUGGGAAUAAUCCUGCUGCAAAUCUCCAAGCUUUAUUGGGGAUUAUAAUAGCAAUGUGGACGGGAAAUAAUGUGACAAGGCCGUUUAGGGUUGGAGGAGCAGCUGCUCUGGCACCUGUCAUUGACAAGGGACUAAAGAGAAUACAAAAAUACUUGAACUUUCCAAGUCUGGUAUAUGCUUUUGCUUUAGUGGUGACUAUAGUUGCCGGGACAUGUUUCACCAUUAUUGGUUUACUCAUCCUUUCAAGAUGGGGAAAGUGAAAGAUUGUACCCAUAAUUUAUCUGGAAAUUCGUUGUAAUCUGUCUAGUGUUACUUGUAUCAUUGAGAUAGUCCUCUGACUAUAUAAUUUUUCCAUUUAUAUGGUCUCGUGAUAGUAGUUGGAAAUGUAUGUUUAGUUAUUAAACAAAUUUCUAAAGCUAAGAGAUACUUAAAUGAAUGACAAGUUGAUGCAA